AUGGACCCGAACACUUCGGCUCACUACAACAUGUCCCCGAAGUCCGCGGUGUCAGACUUUAGCAUGCUCCCAUCUCCAGCACUGCCGCCAUACACAGCUCUGGAGCCAUCUGCCACAUCUGCAUCAUCGUUUUAUCAACAAGAACCUCUUAAGCAAGGUGCCCAAUCUCUCUCGGACGGGAGAUCGAACCGCCACUCGACCUCAUACACGUACUCGAUCAAUAGCUUUCAACACGUUGACGACAACAACAGCACGCACUCCCAACUCCCGGCCGAACUUCCACAAUAUCCCGAACCCUCUGAGCUUCCAUCUGGACAAGUUGCUCAUGCUCAUGCCCAGUACAACCCGCAUAGCGACAUUCACCACCCAGUGCGUGUCGCAACCGUGCCGCCGUUGAAGAUCAGCCCCAUAUCGCGACAAAUGUUUGGCGGCCCAGAGCCUUCCCCCCAGAGCCUCGUUUCGAGCCUUUCGUCGGCAGGAUCCUCGAACUUCGCCGGCUUUGGGACCAGCGUGUCCACGCCUGUGUCCCAGGGAUACCCCACACCGUCUUCUACGAGACGUGGCACCGGGGUCGUUGUGUUCACGGCGAAUCCGUAUCAGCCGCAACACCAACAGCAACGACAACAGCAACAACAACAACAAGGAUAUUACCAAGAUAUCCCCUGGCAGCACCCUUUCGACCCUGCGAUCAACAUGACCCAAUCCCCGGCAGAACUUCCCGGCAGCUCAUCGGUUUCUGUUAUCAGCCCUGCGACGAUGAUGCAGCAUCGCAACUCUAGCCUUGCUUCCGAGUUUGCCCCCGCCGCUACCUAUGGCACCCCAGCUAGGUCGCCGCAGACACACCCUCUGGACAGCAGCGGAAACUUCACAUCGUUGGAGCAACCCGCCGCAAUGCCGAAUCAGCAAGCCGCGCAGCACAUGACGGCCAUGAAAAAUGCACCGCCGGUGAUGUAUCCCGGUCAGGCCGAAAGAGCCCGGGCCGCCUUCCAGCGUCAGCCCUCUCUGUUGGGCUGGACCGGCCCCGGAAGUAGUAUGCCGCAGAACCGGCAGCAGUCGCUUGGUUCGGCCACCAGCAGCAUGCACAGCAUGCACAGCAACAACCAUUCCGUGCACGGCGCGGGCCGUUCCGGGACUUUGCCGACGACCCCUGAGACCUUCGACCCUCAUCCCGUUACCCCCCCUGGUUUUGACCCCCAAGGCCAACAAGCAAACACUAUCCCCAACGCCGAGGAUAUGAACACCAACUUGAUGGGGUUGGGUGCGCAUGCCAACCUAGACGCUAGGGCCGUGCCCAACGCCGGCCUCGCCCAAGUCUAUCAGGAGGAACUUACCGGAGCGGGCGACCCAGCGUACCCCUCGCCGCCGUCCGGAAUGCCCCUACAGCUUCCACGGUAUGGGACAGACUUACACAUGUCCCAAGAAUCGCAAGAGCAGGAGCGGCAGCAGCAGCAACAGUCGCGAAGAACACAGGCUCGAUCCAGUGACCGGAGAGAAAGAAGGCAGCCCAGGCAGAGACGGUGGUUGCACAAUGCCCUACAGCAGGCUCAGUUGCAGCUCACCCGGCCAAUACAGCCGCAGCUCGGCCAGCACAAGCCUCAUCACAACUGUGAGGUUGCGGAUUAUAGCCCAGAGGAAGUCAACCAGAGACUGAUGAACACCAACUUCUACGACCCGCAAAUCCUCAUUCAGCCCUUGCUCUCCGGGCCCUUGCUCUCCGAGCCCCAGGAAAUCCAAGCCGAAGCCCACAUGGCCUGCGAGGCAGACAUUUUGGCAGCCCUCACCUCCCGAGGCAAAGCCCGAAACGAUACCUCGCCCAAAAUUAAGGGGUUCUACUGCGAGCCCUGCGCCAGGGCCUUCGACGGCAGCAGCAGCCUGCGCAACAGGGUGAAAAAGCAUUACGCCACGAACGUGCACCGAGAGAACACGUUCCAGCAGCUGCCAGACAUGAUUCCGUGCCCAAUCACCAACUGCGGCUCCGAGUUCAACAGGAUGGAUAACCUGGUGCAACAUGAUCAACAGGUGCAUAGCGGACAGGGGCUGCCCGAUCGAGGUGGACAGGGACGGGGGAGGAGGGCUUAG
This is a messenger RNA of Dichotomopilus funicola, 2079 nucleotides long. RefSeq lists its product as uncharacterized. The coding region runs from base 1 to 2079 and encodes 692 amino acids. The transcript has 2 exons. NCBI's taxonomy places the organism in Eukaryota, Fungi, Ascomycota, Sordariomycetes, Sordariales, Chaetomiaceae. The record is from RefSeq and is a predicted model, not a curated record.